AUUUCUGCCGCAUCCUCUGGUGUCCACUGCUCGCGUAGAGGGCUUCUUUAGAGUUUGCUUAGCGUGCGCUGCGAGUGCGUGUGGGAGUACCUGCAGCACAAGUGCCUUGCCGGGCUUCACAUGAGUCAUGACAAAUCAUAAGGAUAGAGCUUCACGGAAGAGGAAGAGAGCCGCCAUCGCGGCAUGUCGAGCACGGGCAGCAGCUGCAUUUUCACACCAUUCAAGGAAGGCGAAUUCGCCGGAGAGCAACAGAGAGCAACGCCAAAGCGCCGCCUGUACGCCAUGCUUGGACGACAGUGGUUUUGCCAGAGAGGAUGACGCAACGUCUGAAUACUGGGACAAUUUCGGCAUCGUCGAGGAGUCGCUGCCGGGCCUGAGUCUGGAGACAAGCGUCACAACUCAGCCAGAGGAGCCGAUCAUCACCGGAAGACGAGUUGUGUCGCUGGCCCAUUUCGUGAACGCUGUUCGUAGUCUCGACGACCACAGCUGUCCUAAGCUGACUGGACGUUUUGCACUCGUGAAAGAACGGAGAGUGGGGCUCUGGUCGGAGCUCACUUUUACCUGCAGUGAAUGUCAGGAAAUCAGAAAGUUGACGACUGACCCCGUCACAGAACCAACGUCCCUCACUGACAAAGCAAACGUAGGAGUCAAUGAUGCUGCUGUUUGGGCAUUCAUGAGUAUCGGAUCGGGCCACUCACAGUUCGAGGAAGCAAUGGCAGUCAUGGAAAUUCCUGCUAUGAGCAAAGGGGCUUUUCUACGCCGGGAGGAGUCCCUGAGAAAGAUCGACGAGGGUCAGAUCGGACAAAUCGCGCAGUGCCAGCUGAAAGCUCCAGUGAUCACAACAUGCCGACCAGCAAGCCACUGGAACAAGGACUGGCGCCCGGGUCCGGCGCCGCAGACGGAGGAGGACAUGAGAGCGGCCGCCAAAAAGUAA
This is a messenger RNA of Rhipicephalus microplus (southern cattle tick), 934 nucleotides long. RefSeq lists its product as uncharacterized. The record is from RefSeq and is a predicted model, not a curated record. Lineage: Eukaryota; Metazoa; Arthropoda; Arachnida; Ixodida; Ixodidae.